Messenger RNA from Nelumbo nucifera (sacred lotus), 2090 nucleotides. Its product is annotated as putative lipid phosphate phosphatase 3, chloroplastic. Gene Ontology annotation, molecular function: phosphatidate phosphatase activity; nucleic acid binding; RNA-DNA hybrid ribonuclease activity. The record is from RefSeq and is a predicted model, not a curated record. NCBI's taxonomy places the organism in Eukaryota, Viridiplantae, Streptophyta, Magnoliopsida, Proteales, Nelumbonaceae. Gene Ontology annotation, cellular component: membrane. Gene Ontology annotation, biological process: phospholipid dephosphorylation; phospholipid metabolic process.
UCUGGUUUUUUUGUGCUAAAAGGUUCAACUAUAUAUCAGAAAGACAUGGCAACUUUUUUUUAUUGAAGAAUAAUGAAGAUGAUGUGGCGAAUGUAGGCAACUGCCACUCUGCAAUUGUGCAAAAGGCCCUACGCCCAUCACCCUUUCCACUUUCAAGGGUUACCUCAAACUUUGAAUUGAAGAGGCAAAAAGUUCUCAAAGGAUCAAGCGCCAUUCACCACCUCAAUUGAAGUUUGAACGUGAAGGACACCAGCUAACUCGCCCUUCCUCUCGCUGUCUCCCCUCCUCUUAUUAUAUCUUUCUCGCUCUCGAACAGACGAACUGGUGUGGUUCAGUUUAAGCAACUAAUCAAGGAUGUUGGAAUCUAAGGCUUGGAAAACGUAUUUGAGUAUUUUUCAAUUCUGUAGUUUUGUUCGUUUGUGUCUUGGAGGAACAUAGGAUAUAUUUUGUGCUUUGAGAAUUCAAGGGCCAUCUACCAGAACCAGGUCCUGGUCAGCUGUUUGAUCUGAUAUGGUAGGUGCUAGCAUUCAAAGCACAAGACCACCAAGGCUUGCCGAGUGAUCCCCACCAGCAGCUGGAAGGCUUGAAUUUAACUUUAAUGGCUGUUGUUUGGGAAUUCAGGGGGAAUCAGGAGUUUGGGUAUAGUAAGAGAUGAAGCUGGUAGUAUUCUUCUUAGUUUCUCAGCUAUCAGGUCUGAUUGGACAUGGAAUCUCUCCCAGGGGUGGACUGUUGACAGUUAUUCAAGGGUUAAAGUUGCUGUCUUUAAAGGGGUGGAAAGAAGUGGACGUUGAAGGAGAUUGCCAAACAGUUAUCUCUUGGGUGAAGAACAGAGAAGAAAUUCCUUGGACAAUGAGGCCUAUGGAAAGAAUGAGGGAGGUCCAGCUCAGUGCCCAUACUGUAAAAUCCCAUGGAGUUUCAGUUACAAAGUUCCACAUGCAUGACUGGCUUAUGUUGCUUUUUCUUGUGGUGAUAAAAAUCAUUCUAACUGUUAUUCAUCCAUUUUAUCGCUUUGUGGGGAAGGAUAUGAUGAAUGGCCUCAAAUAUCCCCUCAAAGACAGUACUGUACCCAUGUGGACUGUUCCUAUAUUUACAGUGUUGUUGCCCAUAGUCAUAUUUAUCGCCUUCUAUUUCUGUAGGAGAGAUAUUUAUGAUCUGCACAAUAGUAUACUAGGGCUAUUAUUCUCUGUGCUGAUAACUAUAGUUAUUACGGAUGCAAUAAAAAAUGCAGUUGGUCGUCCUAGACCAGACUUCUUUUGGCGAUGCUUUCCUGAUGGGAAGGAUGUAUAUGAUCAAUUGGGAAAUGUUAUUUGUCAUGGAAAGGCCAAUGUCAUAAAGGACGGUCAUAAGAGUUUUCCUAGUGGCCAUACUUCAUGGUCCUUUUCAGGUCUUGGUUUUCUAUCCUUGUAUUUAUCGGGCAAGAUAAAAGCAUUUGACCAUAGGGGACAUGUCGCAAAACUAUGCAUUAUUUUUCUUCCUCUUCUUGUGGCUUCUCUUGUUGGCAUUUCUCGAGUGGAUGACUAUAAGCACCACUGGCAGGAUGUUUUUGCUGGAGGCCUCUUAGGCUUCACAGUUGCAACAUUGUGCUACUUGCAGUUCUUCCCACCCCCAUACCAUACCAAUGGUUGUAGGUCUUAUGCAUACUUGAGGAUGUUGGAGGCAGCAAAUGCCAGCGAACAACCCACCAAUGCUGUGAGCACACUAAAUGUGGAUGCCAUGAGGGUACAGCAACAAGUUGAACAAAAUAACAAUCAAUUAAGGAGAUUAUCUGAUACAAAUGGUUCUAACAAUACAUUGGAUGAGUUGGAAUCUGGGAUGAGAGCUCAGGCAGAAUUGAUGCCGCUACUCCUGAAGGUCUCGAGGCGAUGAUUAUAUCUGGAUGAAGCAUAUUCAAGGUUGCAUGGAUAUGGGAAAGUGAUAGAACUCAUUGUAUAUUUUGUAUGUGUGUAGUCUGGCAAGCUGGCAAGCUGAGAAAACAUGGAUCUGAUACAUUUGAAAGAAGGUUUAAUUACUUAAAUAUACCCUGUGGUUUCCAAAACUACUUUGGCUGUUGCCAAAAAUCAUUCAGUGUCAUCCCAAUAGCUAAUUUCUCA